Chiloscyllium plagiosum (whitespotted bambooshark) is the source of this 1916-nucleotide messenger RNA. NCBI's taxonomy places the organism in Eukaryota, Metazoa, Chordata, Chondrichthyes, Orectolobiformes, Hemiscylliidae. The record is from RefSeq and is a predicted model, not a curated record.
UUUUUAUUUUUCCUUUUAGUAAUGCACUUCAGUGAUGAUUACUGCACAGAUGUCAAACCUAGGAUCCUGUUAAUGGGACUGAGAAGAAGUGGAAAAUCUUCCAUCCAGAAAGUUGUCUUCCACAAAAUGUCACCUAAUGAAACACUCUUCCUAGAAAGUACCAACAAAAUUUGUCGGGAUGAUAUCGCCAACAGCUCUUUUGUUAAUUUUCAGAUCUGGGAUUUUCCUGGGCAGAUUGAUUUUUUUGAUCCAACAUUUGACUAUGAGAUGAUCUUCAGAGGGACUGGGGCUUUGAUAUUUGUGAUUGAUGCUCAGGAUGAUUACGUGGAGGCUUUGGCCAGACUGCAUCUCACAGUUUCCAGGGCAUUCAAAGUAAAUAAGGAAAUCAAUUUUGAAGUUUUCAUCCAUAAAGUAGAUGGUUUAUCUGAUGAUCACAAGAUAGAAACACAAAGAGAUGUUCACCAACGAGCAAAUGAUGACCUUGCAGAUGCUGGCUUGGAAAAAAUUCACCUCAGUUUCUAUUUGACAAGUAUUUAUGACCAUUCAAUAUUUGAAGCAUUUAGCAAAGUGGUGCAGAAACUGAUUCCCCAGCUUCCAACUUUAGAGAAUCUUCUAAACAUCUUCAUUUCAAAUUCAGGAAUUGAAAAAGCCUUCCUCUUUGAUGUAGUCAGCAAAAUCUACAUUGCAACAGACAGUAUACCAGUAGAUAUGCAGACUUAUGAACUCUGCUGUGACAUGAUAGAUGUUGUAUUUGACAUAUCCUGCAUAUACGGGCUUCGAGAAUUUGGUGGAGGAAGUACAUAUGAUAAAGAAUCCGUAGCAAUCAUAAAACUGAACAACACAACAGUUUUGUAUCUAAAAGAGGUGACAAAAUUCCUUGGCCUAGUUUGCUUUCUUAGGGAAGAAAGUUUUGAGCGGAAAGGUUUGAUAGACUACAAUUUUCAUUGUUUCCGUAAAGCAAUUCAUGAGAUUUUUGAAGUUCGUACAACCAUGCUCAGGUGCCACAAACAGCACAGAGGACUGCAACGAAGCAAACUGGGAACUCCCAAUGGCACACUUGGACUUCAGUCAUAAUGACUGCCAUGCUCACAGUGUUUCUGGUAGCAUAUUCAGUAAUGUUUAGUAGAUGUACUGUGAGAACAAUGCACUGAUAUGCAUGAAGAUAAUGCUCAGGAUAUUAAAGCUGAUAAAUAGCUCUAAAGCAAGCACUUUGUAAAAUGUACUGUAUAUACUCGAGUAAAAGUCAAUCUCAUGUAAAAGUCAACCCCUUAUUUUUGGCCAAAAAUCUGUAAUUUUUCCAUAUAUAUCAUGUAAAAGUCGACCCUAGUUCUUCACAUAAUUCACACUGACAUAAAGCUUCAGAUUUCUUCAGUUCAUUAUUGAUCGAGCACUAUAAUUAGUAUUCACUUUUUGUAUGGCUGUUCCACUCCACUCUGGGACUCCAGUCUGCUGGUCGUCCUGCUUUGUUCUGCCGGCUAUCCUGCUUUGGUCUGGGAUUCCAGUCCAGCCCUCGGCUGCACUGAUGAUGUCACUGCUGCUCCAAGGUAAGGUUUUUCAAUUAUAAAAAAUGGAAUACUUACUAAUCAUUUUAUUUUCUAUUCUCUUUAUCCAGUAAUUACUAUAAUUCAUUGUGUCUUUUUAAAAAUUUGUUUAGAGAUCAACUGGGCUUCUAAUGAUACAGUGAAUUUUGACAGGCAUGAAUUUCAGUCACUCAAAAGUAGUAUCCACAUAAUAGUCGCCCCCAUAAAUUUAACCUUUAAAUAUAGUCUAAAAAAUCUGACUCUGACACGAGUAUAUACGGUAUAUCUUUCUUUAGCAGUUGCUGAAAACCAGUAUUAUUAUAUGUAACUCCUAUGUAUUACAAAUCACUUUGUGGUUUGUAGCAGUUCAGUUCAGAAUAAAUUAAAUUCUCCACA